Molecule: messenger RNA, 3500 nt
Organism: Alosa sapidissima (American shad)
Lineage: Eukaryota; Metazoa; Chordata; Actinopteri; Clupeiformes; Clupeidae
Gene: srd5a1
Product: steroid-5-alpha-reductase, alpha polypeptide 1 (3-oxo-5 alpha-steroid delta 4-dehydrogenase alpha 1)
Exons: 5
Coding region: 210-1004 (264 amino acids)
Biological process (GO): steroid biosynthetic process
Cellular component (GO): membrane
Molecular function (GO): 3-oxo-5-alpha-steroid 4-dehydrogenase activity
Source: RefSeq, a predicted model, not a curated record
GCGUCACGUAUAACAGCUUAGCUGAUCAUGCGUUUCUGCCACUGUGAGUGAAGCUGAACAAUUUCCAUUCGUUAAAACUGAAGGUGCUGUAGCGUGCAUUAUAUCUGUUAUUUACAUGCAGGUUACGUUUUAUUGUCUAAGCUUAGUAUUUAGUGUAAUAUUCAUUCAAAUUACUAGUUGAUCUCGGCUGAAUGAAGGUGUAGGCUACUAUGGACUACAUCCUGAAAAGCCUGUUCUCAGAGGCAGAGGAGCUAUACAUCUUAGACUGCAGCGCUUACUUAUUGAUACUUAUGGCACUUCUAACUUUUGUAACGUUACUUUUUGAGAACGUACCUUAUGGCAGGUACGCCUCCAGCAGAUACGGAUUUCCUGUCAACGUCAAAUUCGCUUGGUUUGUACAAGAGCUUCCGGCAAUCCUGGUACCUUUCUGUUUGGUCUUCUUUACCUCAGCGUCGAGAACAUCUCACCUGCCAAAUCAAUUACUAUUGUGCAUGUAUUUUUGCCAUUAUGUACAAAGGUCUCUUAUAUACCCGUUUUUAAUUCGAGGGGGGAAACCCACACCUUUUGUGUCUUUUGCACUCGCCAUUGUCUUCUGCAUAUUCAAUGGCUAUCUGCAAACAAGAUAUUUGAGUCAUUAUGCAGAGUACCCUGCAGACUGGGUUACACAUCCCUGUUUCAUCUCAGGUGCCAUCCUUUGGUUUGCUGGGUGGCUUAUCAAUGUGCACUCAGACCACAUCCUUAGGAACCUCCGGAAGCCUGGAGAGACUGGCUACAAAAUCCCUAGAGGUGGUUUGUUUGAGUUUGUCUCCGGAGCAAACUUCUUCGGGGAGAUUACGGAAUGGGCUGGAUUUGCCUUGGCUGGUCAUUCUAUCCACAGCUUGGCGUUCGCCUUCUUCACCCUGGUCGUUCUGGCCAGCAGGGCAAUGGCACACCACAAGUGGUACCUCACAAAAUUUGAAGACUACCCAAAAUCAAGAAAAGCUCUGUUACCUUUUGUUUUUUGAAAUCAUGUCAUUUUCUAGAUUUUUGCAAACCAUACUAGCCUAUGGAUCCUACCCUGCACCAAUAACAGACACUGUUUUACUUUAUUUCUGUAAACCUUUCUUCGAAGGGCACAUCAGAUUAUGUUUUAUGCUGUGAAAUUACUUCAUUCAUUCAACAACACCAUACGAAGCUGUGAGUAAGAAAUUGGGUUUUGCUUGAACAACACACUAAAUCUGAGGUUGAUGUAACACUUCUCUUUGAAGUUGACUCAUGAGCCGAACCAGUAUCGGGAGGGGUAUAGCUAUAUAUCCUCAUCCGUCCUUGGAACUCUUAUAAGCUCAAAGACAUCAUGUGGUGCAUUGUACAUGCUGCAAUUUUUCCUGGUGUUUUCACUUGAGGACAUUUAUUUGGUGGAAUUCCACUCUUCAACAAGUUCCACGGAAAUAAAGAUAUUCCAGGAUAUCCUUCUAGCAACUUCAUUAGAAGAGAAUUAACUUGGUUAACAUGUUCCAGUCCACAGGUCUUCUUUAGGACGAAAACCCAAACUUGUGUUGGAGCGACCCAUUAAAAUGUAUAAAUAAAUAAAUACGUAAAUAUUUUUUUUACACUAACCACAAUCUGUUAUACAUUGUACAGAAUGACACAGAUAUUAGCACAUUUUUCAUUAGUAUGUGUGCUCCCUGGGUAUACAAAGGUGUCUUAUACACAACACUUUUGAAAUAAUAAAAAUAAUAUAAGUCCUAUGAGUGAAGCUGGCCACUGGUAACAUCUCGGCCACUGUAAACAGCUGUAGAGGUCAGCCUGGCUGGGGCUGGAGAAGGGGGCUGUCUGCUGCUCACCUGCAGUCAUCUCCAGGGGGCCUCGUUCACCAACUUCAGCUCUCUGCCCAGUCUAUCCAGUCAUAACAGAACAGGCACGUGUACUGUGCUGCCUGGCUGUUUUUAUAAACAGGAUGUUAUCUUUGCAAUUAUUUUAGGCUUUGAUUUGGUAUGGUAGGCAUAGCGGAUUGCUAGAUCAAACAAUUGAAUUUAUGUGAAGGUCGUGGAAGUCACUUCUUGGACAUUUAAAGAAAAUGAGGGACGGUUUCUUACUACACAAUUUCUUAUAUUAAAACUUAAUUUAACAAUAAUAUGCUAUAUUGGAUGUAUUUGGUUUCUUAACAGGAUACUCUGAUAGUUGAAGUAGACUCACAAUGCUGUAUUAUCAACAGGCAGUGCAUUUCUUAAGAUCUUGAGCACAAAACAGUGCCUGUCGGCAGUUUACCAUCAAGAAGACAAAUUAGGUCUGCUGUGGAUAUGAUCAAAUAGGGAACAGAAAGUUUCUUUGCACUAAUAAUUGACUUCAAAGGUUUUUCGUGAGCAUGCAAACAUGCUGAAUGUAUUGAGUACUUUGAGCUCUCUCAGCAGAUCAAGAAUACUUCUUUAUAUUGUACUGCGAUAUGGGCCUUAUCUUGCGAUAUCUGGGCCUUAUCUGAAGUUUCACAGCAUGCAUGCCACAGACAUGCUCCAACAGAAACCUUCCCAUUGACAUGUAGGCCACCCAACCAGCUCCCACCCCUACUGCUGUAUGUUAUGUGGCAUUGCACAGACGUGCUAUGCAACCCAAGCCUGGAGCUAUGUGCAGUUUGAAGAGGUAAGUUAGCUGUCAUCAUUGUCCUAUAUUUCCUGUGAGGUAAACCUGAGUGCUACUCAAAUACCCAUCAUGUUGAUUGUUUCUUUUUCUCUCUCUCUCUCUCUGUCAAUGUCUGUCUCACGCAUAUACAUACAGAUAGAUGUACGCCCCUCCCCCCACUCACAGAAUACUGGAAUGUGUUUACAUGGGUUAACAAGAUAGCAGCAGGGCAUGUUGCAACCAUGUCAGCCAGUAUAUUUUCACACACUCUACUCUCAUGUAGCCUUGGGGGGCACUUGGGGUAGCAUGUUCACCUCUUCUUUAUAGAUGUUUGUGACAUAUGUAUCUGACUGGCAUACACGUGCACCACUGAUGCUUGUUGUGUGGUAGUCACAAGCAUGGCAAGGCACAGUGUGUGUGUGUGUGUCUUGUGUUGGGUGCAGGCUAAGACGAGCUGACGGCAGUGGUCUCGCUGAGAGGGGUUUCCCUCUCACACUGUCACAUGCCACACGUGAGCAGGGAGUGAAGAGGCUGUUACAUAACAGUGGCAGGGGGAGGAUGUGCUGAGACUCCUACUGCUGCUACUCUCCUGCCUCUGUACGGACCAGUGCUUCCCAUCGUGAUUUAUUAGCCUGGAGGAUGGCCUUUUUUUCCAAAGGGGUGAUCUUAAAAGCGUGCAUAGAAUUUAACACUUCUAGCUGGCCAGCCUUGUUUGGAACAAGUGAGAAGAACAGCAGCUCCUCUCUUUUGCUCACUCUCUCAGCUUAGUCUGGCCUUGAGAUUUGUGAUAUUGCUUAAAAUGGGCAAACUGGCACAUGGAAGGCCAUGUUUAAGCAUUAUACUUGGAACGCUAACCAUAUAUGUGCUGAACAGAACAUUACAAUCUAAUAAAGGUAUUUUUUUUA